AUGGCAAAGAAGAAUCAACGGAUUGAUUCUGACGACGAUGCUGCAAUACGAUCAUGCGUCGACUGGAAUGAAGACUGGGAGACGGAACAAGAUAUUCGAGCACAAUGGGAUGAAAUUCAUCAAGCAAUUCAUCAGAAUAAUGCUGAACAUCUCGACGACCUUCUUCCACCGAUCAACUUAUAUUUUAGUAAAGAGAAAUACUGGUCUUGCAAUUUCUAUCGUCGAAAAUAUAUUGGUGGACAAGAUAUUCUUCUGCAAGCAAUCAUACUUCAACACUCCGCCUGUGUCGAUGUGAUUCUUGAUAAAAUCUGUAGUGGAGACUUACCUUUGGACAUCGUUGAUUACGUUGAUCUUCGAACUAGUCGCUCAUCAUUGGAAAUAGCCUGUGAAAGAGAUGAUCUGGAUCUCGUUCGAAAACUUGUUGAACGCGGUCAUGCAAGAGCAUUGGCUUCUCGAGCUUUCUUCAUUGCAUUUGAACGAGGAAACGAAACGAUAAUGAACUGUUUGGCCGCUCGAUGUAAUGUUCAACAGAAAGAUCAUCUUGGACGAACAACUCUUGAUUACGCCGUUCGAGCAGGAUAUAUGGAAGUUAUCAAGACUCUUAUUUGCCAUGGUGAAAUCGGAAGAAACAGAGUUGGAUUCUCUCCAUUGAUGCUAAUGGCUCAUUGUAACUUGACUUCAUUCGUAGAUUUACUUUUCGAACGAUUACCAUAUCAAGAAGCUGUGGAUGAAUUGGUGUUACUUGCUUGCCAUUAUACUAUUGCAGGCGAUGUGCCAAAUUACCAAAAAGCAUUUGAUUACUUUACCAGAGGUUUAAACGAAGAAGAAUCAGCACAAGUCAUCACUCUUAACGAAGCUUACGAGUGUCGCCGAGAAUGUCAGACAUUGGAGCAGUUGCUAGCGAUACGACAUGAUGAGAAUGCACUGCGUAUGCACGCCUUACUUGCGAGUGAGCGAAUUUUACUGCGACUGGGUGACAUUGAUCUUUUGUUGAAAUUUAUCAAUCGCCAAUGCAAUGUCUAUCGACGUAGCGAGUCAUUUCAUCGUUCCCUUCAAUUACGUAUACAUGCUCAUCAGAUAGCUCUGUAUACUCAAAUCGAUCGUGACAUUUUCUUAGAAUGGCAUAGAAACCAUUUUGAUGAGCUUCUGAUAGAUCUGAGCGAAGCAUGGAGUGAAACGGAUACAGUACCGAUUGGUUCGAUUGAAAUGGUUGCGACCUUGCUACUCGAUAACGACGAAUGCUAUAAUUUGCGGCACACUUUUAAUCUCCUGGCAACAGUCGUUAAUAUGAUUGAAACAGUAAAAACAAACAGUCAUGAGCGUCGUUCACUUCUUGCUGUCGCACAACGAGUGGUACAUCAUAAUACAAUGGGACGCAGUGUUCUAAACUGCUAUAUUCAACGUUAUGCAAUGGACACUUCCGUUCAUGAACUGCCACUCUAUAAUGUCUCAACAUUGUCAGUUAUUCAGUUGAUGAUUCGAUGUGGUGCAAAUGUCGAUGGGGCCAGUAACGACAGAUCCUCUGUCCGACCAUUGCAUGUAAUUGCGACAUGCUCCGAUAUUGAUAUUAGCAAGCCAGUCAUUGAAUUACUUCUUUCUCACGGCGCUCAUAUUGAUUGCAUUGAUGGUAGAGGCAACUUACCAUACGCGUUAGCUUCAGAACCGGCUAUCAAAGAGCUUCUUCGCCCUACUCGUAGCCUGUCACUCAAAUGUCGAUGUGCUCAAAUUAUUGUGUCCACAAGAAUCAAUUAUCAAAACUAUCUUUCUUCAAAUCUAUCAAGCUUUGUCAGAUUGCAUGUCGCCACAGAAACAAACUAA
This is a messenger RNA of Adineta ricciae, 1818 nucleotides long. The record is from the annotation of a GenBank genome assembly. NCBI's taxonomy places the organism in Eukaryota, Metazoa, Rotifera, Eurotatoria, Adinetida, Adinetidae.